This is a messenger RNA of Protopolystoma xenopodis, 1092 nucleotides long. Lineage: Eukaryota; Metazoa; Platyhelminthes; Monogenea; Polystomatidea; Polystomatidae. The record is from the annotation of a GenBank genome assembly.
AUGCCCCGUUUUACGUCCACUGAUUUCCCUGCACCCUGUUCCUCCACUGGGGUUCUGAAUCGCCUAUGCGUUGUCUGUCUAGCAUCUUAUGCCGAUGCUCGGCAUACAUUAGGCCGACUAGUGCUACGUCUGCAACAGCAGCCGCGACGCCGACUCACGGCUAGCCACCCGACGGGACUGCGUAUUUGUCUGUUGGGUAGCGACGCCCUGAUCGCUUGUGUUCUACGUGCUUACGUUGAUCAGUUAAGCUCCCGUCCUAGCGAACUGGCUGCGGCGCUUCGCUUCUAUCCAAUCCCGAUCACUGGCCUUCUCUUUGGUUUGGCAGUCACACCAAUAACCUCUCCAGAAGAGAACAAAGUUUCUGCAGAUCUUGGCAGGACGAUGAUCAAACUGCCAUCUGAGAUAACUCUGCAAAACUGUCAUGCUGAGCUGCUUAAAAAGAUGGGCAAACCUCAUCCACUGCCCAGUUCUGCAAUUAGCGCAAUUACCGCAUACAACACAUUAGCUUGCUAUCUUUGCCAAGUGGACACCCUCUACGCAUGCCUCUUCGGCGAACUAGCUAGUGGACCACGACUGGACUCAUCGGCUAGCUCUCUUCCAACUCCUGUCCCUCGUUCUGGAUCGCAAGAUGUAAUUUGCCAAGCAUCUGAACAGGAAGCGCCUCCGAAUGGCAUCGAGGUCUCUGAUUAUAUGGACACAGUAUCAGAAUUUAUGCCGCAUACUGCCGAAUCAUUACCUGAACCACAACCGAAUAUGAUUAGCCUAGUUCGAGAAUGGCCACUAUUGAGCCGUGUAUUUUUCUACCUAUCAACUUCACAAUACUUUCUCCCUCUGCCCAUCGGCGAAUGUCUGGUUAGCUUGGGCUCCGGUGGUUCAUUUGGACUGGGAUUCACUCAGGUAGGAGGCUGUUCCCUGGGCAUUUUUGGAAACUCGGAGUCAAUAUGUCCUGUUUCUGGGAUGCCGAUUGACCGUCUUACUCCAGGAGAAUGCAGUUUCUUCUCUUCUUUAAUUACAUCUAGUACUUAUGCCGCUUGCAAUGUCAAUGAACCAGCGGUUACAGGUAAUUUAUUCUUUCACAUUAUACUACUUUAG